CAGAAACGGCCGAUUGAGCAUUUUGUGCCGUUGUUAUCAGUAGAAUUGCUGUGUGGUUCACGUAGAUUACAGCGCGCAAAGUCCCGAUCUGGAGAGUGAUGUAUACGAUCCCUUUGUUAGAGACUGGUCUGGUUCCAGUGCUGGAGAUUGGUGCAAUAGAAGUAGGCAGCAACCAGUCUAAAGUGCAUACAGUAGCACACAUUGAGGCCAAAGGUGUUUUUUUUUUUUACUUUGUCAAACAUUUACGUCAAAAUUUACAAAAUGACUUUGAGUAUGUUCUUGCCCCUUGGAUCAUGUCUUUGUCUUCAUUUUGAUUGAUAAUUUUUUUGGAGAGGACUUUGUUGUGGUUCUUAUGUCAAGUUCAAAAUGUGGCUCCUGAUUACCUCCUCUGAAUUCGUGAACUUUUGAUGGUUAUUGUAUGGGAACUUAGUCCCAAUAUUAAGAGACAUGAAAUCAGGUUGAGAUAAGAACAAAGCUUGUCAUCCUGCACAUAUUUUUCAAGUGUUUUCUUCUGGUUUGAUAUGUGAUGGCAGUUUGAUUGGAGAAAGAUACAUCCACGUUGGCCUUUGUCCUACUGAACUUCUCAACCUUUGCUCCACCAUUUCGUACCAUCUUUCAGCACACAGAUAGUGUACCAGUAAAUAUUGGCAAAUCUGUUGUAUUCUCUGUGAUCCAACCAGCAAUUGUGAAAUCACAAGUCAUUGUCACAUGAUGCUGGCUUCCAGUAGGCAAGUGUUGACGGCAUGGGAUAUGUUUGGCCAAUUAUGCAUUGCUACAAAGGUCUGUAUUCAGACAACUGGUACAGCAUGACUACAGUGGAACAUCAUUGGGGACAUACAGCACUGGCAACAGGUCUAUGAUCUGUCUCCUGGGAGCCAUUGUGCAGACAAGCUGGACUCCAGAAACUCUGAUUUAACCAAUUUUCAAGUGACUGUUUAGUACAGUGGAUCAACGUGAGUGGGCGUUAUCCUCGAUCAGAACUUUCAGCAAAGAAGUAAUCUGUGGUCUGCCGAAAUUUUAAAAGCACAGAGUCUUGCUAAUCUGGAUUUGUCAAGAUUUGAAGCUGGGUGAUCUUCAUUGUACUCACUUUAAGUGCAGUUGUCAUACACUUGACCGUUACAGUACUUAAUCUUUUCAACUUUCCUUGGACGGAGAGCAGUUUUCCAUUUGGACUUUACGGCCAUGUAUUCCAAGAUGUCUCACCGAAUCAUCAGCACUGUUCGGCGGUCGGUGGUGCUGUAUCUUACUGGUGUCUGCUUGGCGCUCAUCCUGCAUCUGCUACAGAUCCAGCGCAAUGUCACACUGUUCCCCGUCGAGGUGAUUGGAAGUUUGAUGAAGUCUGAUUGGUGGGUGCCUCCGGUCUGUGGAGCUGCUGCAGUGGUGGUUGGUCUACUCUACCCAUGUAUCGACAAACGCCUCGGGAAGUUCCCCUGCUACAAAGUGGAAUGGUCCAACGUGAUGAGAUGUCUAGCUGUCUUUGUUGGCAUCAACCAUGCCUCUGCUAAAAUUGAUUUUGCCAACAACCUUCAAUUUUCUCUGACGUUAGCGGCGAUGUCCAUUGGACUAUGGUGGCUGUUUGACCGGUCACGGACCGGUUUUGGUCUGGCUCUCAUUGUAUCGUUCCUUGCCACAGUGGUCACCCAGCUGCUUGUCUACAAAGGCUUUUACAGUUACACUGAACCUGAUUUCUUGUAUGUGCGUUCCUGGAUACCGUGUGUAUUUUUCUCUGGUGGGGUAACCAUGGGAAACAUCGGAAGACAACUUGCAAUGUAUGAAAUGGAAAAGGAACAUAGAUCGUGAGUCAUCUUGAGAUGCAGUCAUGUACAAAAAGAGAUGACUUUCAAGGAUCUUUCCUCUGCCACCGUCUUCAAGUUCUUCAAGCCACACGAGAUAGCAACUCUACCAGUCUGGAUGUUAUUUUGCUUUUUUUUUUUUUUCCUUCUUUCAAUUUUGCGAUAUUUUGGCAUCCAGAGCCAAGAUACUGGAUCUGUUGUGACUGCAAGCACUGCCAUAGCUUAGGAAAGAAAGCAGCAUUGACAGCAGAAACAACCUGCCAAGAACAGUUGAAACGGAAGAAUUCUUUAAGAUGGCAGCAGCUGGCUUGUGUAGAACAGCCAGACACCUGUUUAUAAUAAACCGCCAGUUGCCAUGCAACAUGACUAUAUUCUGCCCUCAUGUCACCGUGUUUUAUUUUGCCUUAUUUUCUUCAGCGUGUAUUGGACUCGCCUGAGAUGGCCUCCCAAAACGACCGGUAUGUGACCCCUUUUGUGGCUUCCAAUGAGGUUGAAAUCUUUCAGGGGACGAGUCUUAAAUUAACUGAAACUGCCAUUAUUCAGAUGAGUGACCUCUGACCCUGGGCCGCAAGAUGUGAUCUUUGGUCAUAACCUUGUAAUUGAAUCAUGUCAUCUUGAUUGAGUCCUUGCUGUUUGGACUGGAGCCUGCAGGAUGUGACCUUUGACCGAGGCUGCAAUAUUUGACUUUUGGAUAUGACCUAAAUGGUGGAAACCUUCACCCAGCAAUGUACUGUGGAUGGCUUUAUCACUUCUGAAGCUUGAAUGUGACCUGAGACCUGGAAUGUGACCUCUGUGACCUAUAUUAUGACCUCUGUCUAGAAGAUGACCUCUUGAAAAAAUAAGGCUUCUGUCAUGAUUUGGCUUCUUGACCUCUAGGAAAGUGACCUUGUGUGUACUACAUGUGUAUACCAAAGGACAAGCAGAUUGGAUGUUUGAAUUCUGUCUACAUUAAACUUUAAAAGGAAGUCAAGUUUAUUCUUCACUUUUUAAUCCAUCCUUGUUAUCAGAUACUCUGGUAAUCAUUCCUCGUAGGGCUUCCAAACCAAAAUUUGUUGUACUAUUUGGGUUUAUUGACAGAAAAGUGAAAUGGUACACACUGUAUAAACGCCAUCCCAUGAAAAGUGCUGAAUGUUGACAAGGGCUUUUUAUGAAGACGUUUGACUUGACACUAUUGAAUACAUUAUAGACUGGUACUUUUUUACUAUUUUAAAAUUCUUCAGUUACAUUUCCCUAACUUGAGAGAUGAUGGAAGAAUUACCCAGCUUUAUUCAUUGGAUUCCCUGUUGCAUAAAAAUAUUCUACAAUUUAGGAGACCUUAACACUGGAACUUGUUUUUGUUUUUCAACAUUAUAAAAACAAAGACUAUCACUAUUGGAGACAGAAAUGUUGCAUUUUAACAAGCAGAAGUGUAAAAAUUACUUCAUAACUUCAGUACAAUUACCAAGUAUUUCACAAGUCAUUAUUGCCAUGUUGUGAAAAAUUAUUUAAACAAACGGCAAAAAAUGCAAGUGUA
Acanthaster planci (crown-of-thorns starfish) is the source of this 3306-nucleotide messenger RNA. Its product is annotated as insulin-induced gene 2 protein-like. Gene Ontology annotation, cellular component: SREBP-SCAP-Insig complex; endoplasmic reticulum. NCBI's taxonomy places the organism in Eukaryota, Metazoa, Echinodermata, Asteroidea, Valvatida, Acanthasteridae. The record is from RefSeq and is a predicted model, not a curated record. Gene Ontology annotation, biological process: cholesterol biosynthetic process; SREBP signaling pathway; cellular response to insulin stimulus.